Daktulosphaira vitifoliae (grape phylloxera) is the source of this 1846-nucleotide messenger RNA. RefSeq lists its product as uncharacterized. NCBI's taxonomy places the organism in Eukaryota, Metazoa, Arthropoda, Insecta, Hemiptera, Phylloxeridae. The record is from RefSeq and is a predicted model, not a curated record. The transcript is spliced from 7 exons. The coding region runs from base 110 to 1186 and encodes 358 amino acids.
UUUAUGCAUUAUUAUUUUUUAUGAAAUGAUGUAGAAUUUAUAAUAAUUCAAUAUCUUGUAUGAGUUAAGUAUAUAAACUUUAUAAAUAGCAAAAACAGUUUUAUUUGAGAUGGGUUUUAAGUGUACUGUUCCUCAUUGUUCAAACAUUAAUGGUUCCAGUUUUAAAGUUCCUAGUAAUAUGUGGAAACAAUGGGAAAAAGCUUUAGGGACAAACUUAAAAAAAUCAUCCAGAGUUUGUUCACUACACUUUAAACAAGGUGAUAUAAUUGAUUCUUGGGAGUCUGGCUCAGGAUUUAGUAAAUAUGUAAUUCAGUUAAAAAAAUCACGUCUAAAAAAUGGUGUUGUUCCUAUAUCAAUUUCCAAUAAUAGUAAAAUAUUAGACAACUCUUCAAUUUCUGAAUGUUUUGAGGUAUUAAGUAAUGAUAUAAGAGGUUGUAAAAUGAUCAAAGAUAAUCCAACAUGUGCUAAGAAAAUUGAGGUGGAAAAUGGUGUUAGUUAUGAGCUUUACUCGCUACAAGAAAAAAUGCUGUUAGAAAACAAUUAUACUGAAAUAGUUUUAGAAAAUGAAAAAUUAUUUCAACAAAUUUUAAAGAAUCGAAGUCUUAUUGAUAUUCCAUUAAACUGGAGUUGGAGAUUAUCAAGAAAAAAAAAAAAAGAACUUGUGAUAUCUUUUUAUAAAAUAAGUACUUAUUGCUAUGAUUACAUUCAACAUAUUGAAAAGCAAAUAUCUAUCACUGAAGGAUCUGAUAUAUUAAUAUUUGUUUAUGGGAAAAAAAUUUCAAAUGAACGAAUAAGCACUAUUAUCCCAAACAAUAUAACGGAUUUCCAAAAUUUUAUUUUGGAAUUAGAUAAAAUUAAAAUAUGUCAUGGAUCAUCUGAUACAAUAAAAUUUGCUCAUGUCAAGCAUUUUUUUGGUAAUAGUUACGAAGAAUACUUUAGCAGAAUAAGACACAUAAAUUGUUCCUUAUUAAUUGAUGAUAAUGGAGCAAUGUGUGUGUGGUGUAAAAAGUUACUGAGUUCUAUGCAAAACAAGCAUGUCAGAUUAUUGAAUGGAAAAAAAUGUCGAGAAUAUAUUUCAACUAUUGAAAAAGCGGAAAUAGAAAAUUUAAGAAUUUCUUUAAGGAACACAAACAAAAAAUUUAGAAGAGCUAGAAAAAGGAUAGAGAUAUUAAAGCACUUCUGGUGAAUCGUCAACAGAUUCCGAUAUUGCGGACUGUGAUCUAGUAAAAACUGCCAUCAGAAAGAAAAUCUCGUAGCCGCUAAAAGUUUAUUACCUCGAAGUGAGCCAUGUGACAUCACACAAGUUGUUUCUGAUAACCCUACUCAGCCGGUAUUGAAAAAUUAUUCACGAACAAAAUUUGGGAAAGAAUGGAGAAAUUUUCAUUCCGAGUGGUUUAAAUUGUACCCAUGUUUUGGAAAAUUCGUGUUAUUGCUUUCCUUGUCGAUUUUUUUCAACUGAUCCCUCUGGAUCACCGUUUUCUGAUUCAGGAUUUAAAAAUUGGAAAAAAGGUAUGGAAAAAAAUAGUGGUAUAAAGCAGCAUGACAAAUCAAUUUCACAUAAAUUAUGUACGACUAAAUGGGAAGAAUACAAAAUGACUGAAAAAACUGGAAAAUCUGUUUUAACUCUUAUUAAUAGAGAAAAUGAAACAGUUAUAAAAGAAAAUCGUUAUUAUAUUGCAACUGUUGCGGAAAUUUUACUUUUUACAGCCUGUCAAAACAUUGCUCAACGUGGAGAUAAUGAAAGUAGCGAUAGCAUAAAUAAAGGUAACUUCUUAGAACUUUUAAAUUUUUGUGCUAAAAGAGAUACUAGGUUAAAAAAAAAAAAAAUUGAUGAGUUACCUAAAAA